AUGACAAAGAUAUUCUUGGUUCUAGUACUUCUGCAAACUUUGUUCAACAUUUUGGUUGUGGCUUCGGCUGGUAACCUCAACCAAGAUUUUGACUUAACAUGGGGUGACGGUCGAGCGCAAAUUCUCGACAACGGGCAGCUUCUUACGCUGUCCCUGGACAAGACUUCGGGGUCGGGUUUCCGGUCCAAGAAUCAGUACUUGUUUGGGAAAAUUGAUAUGCAGAUCAAGCUUGUCCCUGGUAACUCUGCUGGUACUGUUACGGCUUACUAUCUGUCCUCGUUGGGUUCUACUCAUGACGAGAUAGAUUUUGAGUUUCUAGGCAACCUAAGCGGAGAUCCUUAUAUUCUACACACAAAUGUUUUCACACAAGGGAAGGGUAAUAGGGAGCAACAAUUCUAUCUUUGGUUUGAUCCCACCAAAGACUUCCACACCUACUCCAUCUUGUGGAACCCUCAAAGCAUCAUAUUCUCUGUGGAUGGGACACCCAUUAGACAGUUCAAGAACUUAGAAUCGAAGGGAAUUCCUUUCCCAAAGAACCAAGCCAUGUCAAUAUACUCAAGCCUGUGGAAUGCAGAUGAUUGGGCCACACGUGGAGGGCUUGUGAAGGCAGAUUGGAGCAAAGCCCCAUUUACAGCCUCAUACAGAAACUUCAACGCCCAAGCUUGCACUUGGUCUUCAGGCUCUUCCCAUUGUUCUUCUUCCAGUUCCUCAAGCUCCUCCAGCUGGUUGAGUCAGUCACUGGAUGCAACUGGCCAAGAAAGAAUCAAAUGGGUUCAGAAGAACUACAUGAUUUACAACUAUUGCAGAGAUACCAAGCGCUUCCCACAAGGGUUUCCAGCUGAGUGCUCAUUGGCAUGA
Molecule: messenger RNA, 858 nt
Organism: Prunus armeniaca (apricot)
Lineage: Eukaryota; Viridiplantae; Streptophyta; Magnoliopsida; Rosales; Rosaceae
Source: the annotation of a GenBank genome assembly